AGUCGUGCUGCAUGUACCUAAUGUCAUAUAUAUCGUCACCUUUACAACCAUACUCAAUAACUUUACUCAUACACUUCCAGACACCUCUAAUGGGUUCUCUGAAUGCUUUCAGUAGCCCGUGGAGGCAAAAGCUCUGCGCACCCCACACAUAUGUUGAUGAACUUCCAGAAUACCGCACGCAAUCUCAAGUAGACUCCUUGAUCACAACAUCACAUCCGCAUUCCUUCGAACUUGGAACCGGGGCCUCGAUCUAUACCAACACGAUUCUUCCUGCAAUCCUCAAGGCACGGUUUGAGGUUAUCUUAGUCACCUGCUUCUGGGCACCAUCAUCCACGCUUACGGCGUUGAAAGACGCGCUAGAGCAGCUUGCGAGGCGACGCGCUCAGCUCAUGAAGGAAAGCGGGCCGGAUGCUGAUGUCGCCCAGCCGCUGCGCGUGCGCAUAUGCUUCUCCUCGAGAUCUCUAUUUCAGAAGCUGUUUCACACGACCUCCAAAGAAGGGUAUGUCUAUCCACCGGGGAAAUGGCCGACUCAACUUGGACUGCCACAUCCGGAUGUGUUGAGGGCGGGCGCGAUUGAGCUUCAGGUCAAGAGUCUGUUCUUCUUGCCCUUCAGUGUGAUGCACCCGAAGUUUGUCAUUGUCGAUCGUCAGAGAGCCUGGUUGCCAAGCUGCAAUGUGAGCUGGGAAGCGUGGCUUGAAGGUUGUGUGGAGAUCACUGGCGAUGCUGUUAAUGGGCUUUUGGCAUUUUAUCGAGACACCUGGGACCGAAGUCUUGAUAUAACCAGCCGCGCCGCAGAGCAGGCCUUCAGCCAACCAAGUAUUGUACCAAUCAACAGGCCCCGGGCAGUAUCUAUUGGUCUAACUUCUAUCCAAAGCCCGGCCAGACGGAUUGCUGCGAUUGAGGGCAAAGCAACGCCAACCGUGUUACUGCCAUCCUCACAUCAUCGAAACCCAUGUUAUCGGCCUUUGCCCUGGUCCGAGCAUCCAGCGCCUCCAUCGACACCACUGAAUAGUGCGAUUGUUAUGCUUCUGGACAUGGCUGAACAGUACAUUUAUAUGCAGACACCAAAUCUAACAAGCGCUGUUGUUAUAGAUGGAAUUCUCGGUGCAGUGCAACGUGGGGUGGAAGUAACCAUAGUGACAAGCAAGGGAAUGAUGUUGCUAGAGCAGAUUGUCACAGCUGGAACGACGACGUCAAUCUGCAUUCGAUCGCUAAUCGGGCGCUAUAACCAGCUCGUCAAGAGCACAUCAAAUUCUCGACCAGCGGGCAGCGCGGCGAGCUCUGAGCCCAUGAUUGAUCUUGAGGCUGGAAUUCGAAAGAUUGGACGCCUCAGAAUCUCAUACUUUCAUGCUGAUGAUCAAAACCAGAGACAAGGUGCAGCGGAGGAGCCAGUUCAAUCUCAUCUGAAGCUCAGUAUAAUUGACAAACAGUACACAGUAUUGGGGUCUGGGAAUAUGGAUCGUGCAAGCUGGUUCACCAGUCAGGAACUUGGCAUAUUAUUCCACUCAUCUGAGUUCGCCACGGUGGUGAGCGAGACUGUCAGAGAUGGGUUAAAAGGCAGGGCAGAUGUUGUCUUUGAUUCGCAUAGAAUGGUAUAAUGAUGGCUGAUAAGAUGAACUUCUUUUAUUCAAUUCGUUAGGGCAAGAGAAGAAGAACUCCCCUCCCCCAAAGAAAAACA
This is a messenger RNA of Truncatella angustata, 1678 nucleotides long. RefSeq lists its product as uncharacterized. Gene Ontology annotation, molecular function: catalytic activity. The transcript has a single exon. The record is from RefSeq and is a predicted model, not a curated record. NCBI's taxonomy places the organism in Eukaryota, Fungi, Ascomycota, Sordariomycetes, Amphisphaeriales, Sporocadaceae. The coding region runs from base 12 to 1598 and encodes 528 amino acids.